Molecule: messenger RNA, 1112 nt
Organism: Staurois parvus
Lineage: Eukaryota; Metazoa; Chordata; Amphibia; Anura; Ranidae
Source: the annotation of a GenBank genome assembly
GAAGAGGAAGCAUACAUUAAUGAGAUUUAUGAUGCCCAUAAAAAGGAGUUACAAGAGGAAAAGUUACCAAUUAUAACUCGGUUUAUUAAAAACAAUGAAAAAUGGAUUGCAUUAUCCAGUCCAGGCCUUAUUCUUAUUUGUUGUCGAUUACUUCGUCCCCUCAAUCAGACAGGAGUUCAGUGGAUUCAUCGACCAGACUUUGGGCAUUGGUUGACAAGCUCUGAACACAAGGCAGAACUGUCAUUUCUGGUAGCUAUGUCUGCUUAAUUAUGAUAUUUAUUUUAAUUCAAGGAAAAUGCUCGGUAGUAUCUAAAGUGGCAUUGAUGUUUGGACUGUUAGGGGUGUACAGUUACCGAGCUGCUAUAGGACAUGUUUUGUAUCCAUGGCAACAAAAUACCAAAGAAAUUACAAAGGGAAUUACAGAAGCUCGUUUUGUGUACAUAUUUGUCCUUGGAAUUCUUAUCACUGGCAUAAAGGACCUCUUGACAUCACAUGUUCUAAAUGCAGAUUCAAAAGCUAAAGCUGUUGGCUUAUGGGAAAUUUAUAGUGGACUUAUUUUGCUAGCAGCCCUUUUGUUUAGACCACACAACCUUGUAGUUCUGGUUUUCUGCCUGUUGAUUCAGCUUAUUUUCACUAUGUUCAUCUGGAAGAUCUUGAAAUACGAUGCUGCUGAAAUCACGAUAAUGCAUUAUUGGUUUGGACAGGCUUUUUUCUUCUUUCAGGGUAACUCAAAUACUAUAAGUACUGUAGAUAUAUCGGCUGGCUUUGUGGGACUAGAUAACUAUGUUGAGUAUCCAGCUAUUUUCCUAACUGUUUUUGUGACAUAUAGCGGGCCCCUCCUUUGGACUAUGCACCUGCUUUAUCACCUCAGUGCUGAAACUAACUGGAAUUCCACUUCUGUUGCUCAUGGUUGUUACUGCUACGCAAUAAUUCGCUCCCUACCGGUCACAGUGUACAUUCUUCUGGUGACAGCUCUUCGUUACCACUUGUUUAUAUGGAGUGUUUUUUCUCCAAAGUUGCUCUAUGAAGUGAUACAUCUGUCUAUCUCGGCAGUAGUUUGUGCAGUGUUCAUUGCUGUAGAUAAGAAUCAAGUUAAUAAAUCUGAAGGCUGA